This is a messenger RNA of Populus euphratica (Euphrates poplar), 1999 nucleotides long. RefSeq names its product gibberellin receptor GID1C-like. NCBI's taxonomy places the organism in Eukaryota, Viridiplantae, Streptophyta, Magnoliopsida, Malpighiales, Salicaceae. The transcript has 2 exons. Gene Ontology annotation, molecular function: gibberellin binding; hydrolase activity. Gene Ontology annotation, biological process: floral organ morphogenesis; positive regulation of gibberellic acid mediated signaling pathway; raffinose family oligosaccharide biosynthetic process. Bases 313 to 1350 code for a protein of 345 amino acids. Gene Ontology annotation, cellular component: cytoplasm; nucleus. The record is from RefSeq and is a predicted model, not a curated record.
ACCCUUAUCCUCCACCCAUACACAUCUCUACUCUUCAAUGUGUUAUUUACCAUUUAUUGCCACCACUAUCUCUCUCUGUGUUCAAAAUUUGUUAUUUUUGCAAAUUUGAAGGAUACCCAUCUGAUAUCUUGGCCUCUUGAAAGCUUCGAUAAUAAAUGAAAGCUACGAGGAUUAGAGCUAAAAAGAUCAAAUCUUUUGUUUUUGGAUUCAUUAUGUGAAGUGAGUUUCAAUCGAGUUGUUCUUAAAAAGGAUCUAAAUUGAAGUUUUAGAUUUUGUUUUUCGACAAUCUGUUGAUAAAGAAGUGCUAGUUUCAUGGCUGGAAGUAAUGGAGUUAAUCUCAAUGAAAGCAAGAGGGUGGUACCCCUGAAUACAUGGGUCCUCAUAUCAAAUUUCAAGCUGGCUUACAAUCUUCUUCGUCGUCCUGAUGGGACUUUCAACCGCCACUUGGCUGAGUUCCUUGACCGGAAAGUUCCUGCUAACGCGAAUCCAGUUGAUGGGGUUUUUUCAUUUGAUGUUAUCAUUGAGCGUGGGACUAGCCUUCUUAGUCGAAUCUAUAGACGAGCUGAUGCGCAAGAAUCACAACCAAAUAUUGUUGACCUUGAGAAGCCUGUCAACUCGGAGGUUGUCCCUGUCAUAAUCUUCUUUCAUGGCGGAAGCUUUGCUCACUCUUCUUCAAACAGUGCUAUAUAUGAUACACUCUGGCGACGCCUGGUGGGCCUUUGCAAGGCCGUGGUAGUGUCUGUGAAUUAUAGGCGUGCACCUGAAAAUCGAUACCCAUGUGCUUAUGAUGAUGGAUGGACUGCUCUGAAGUGGGUUAAUUCAAGAACAUGGCUCCAGAGCAAGAAAGAUUCUAAAGUUCAUAUAUACUUGGCUGGGGAUAGUUCUGGUGGUAACAUUGUUCACCAUGUUGCUUUAAGAGCAGUAGAAUCGGGAAUUGAUGUUUUGGGAAACAUACUGCUGAACCCAAUGUUUGGCGGGCAAGAGAGAACAGAAUCAGAGAAGCGAUUAGAUGGCAAAUAUUUUGUUACUCUCCAAGACCGAGACUGGUAUUGGAGAGCAUUUCUUCCUGAAAGAGAGGAUAGGGACCAUCCAGCAUGUAAUCCAUUUGGUCCAAAAGGUAAAAGCCUUGAAGGAAUGAAAUUUCCUAAGAGUCUUGUAGUGGUGGCUGGCUUAGAUCUUGUUCAUGACCGGCAAAUAACAUAUGCUGAAGGUCUCAAGAAGGCUGGUCAAGAUGUGAAACUUCUAUAUCUGGAGCAGGCAACAAUAGGUUUCUACUUGUUGCCCAAUAACAAUUACUUCCAUACAGUGAUGGAUGAGAUAAGUGAAUUCGUGAGUCCUAACUGUCAAUAGGGUUAACUUUACCAACUGGCAGCCAUACUUGACCGAAGCUUGACAUUCCUCUUUGGCUAAAAUACGUGUUGUUUGCUGUUUUAUGAUUGUGUAGUGUUACCACUUUCUGUUUUUAUUAAUCUUAAGUUGUUGCGUUCUGCUGCUCCGGGGUUCGGUCAUUGAAGUUUCCAGAAACAACCCGGCUCUGUUAUUGGGUGCAGAGCAUUUAUCUAGCUGUGGUUCGGAUCGUGAUCUGUUAUAUGUCCAUUUUGCAGAAUUUGAGAGGUGUAGUUUUUUGAAGUUUUAAUAGCAGUGGGGGGUCCUGUUGCACUCAAUUUGGCAGACCUACCACUUUUAAGGUUACCCUUUCUGACUUCCAGCCCCAAAGGAGAGGAAGAUGAAACUACUGGGUUUAUAUUUAGUGGCUGAUCCCUUGUGGUGGACGGGUCGAAGCCUCUCUGAUGUUACAAGGCUAAUUUUAGAACAUGGAUAUGAAAAAGUCCAUAGUACUGUCAUGCAGUAUGUUUCUAGAUACGCUUUAGUAUAUAAGAUAUAUAUAUAAAGGUGUUUGCUUAUCCUUUUUUUUCUUUUUGUUGCAACUGUAAAUGUUACGAUGUUAUUUCAAAUUCAGAAAUUAUCAAGCACUCCUAUAUAGGUUUUCUUUGGAUUC